This is a messenger RNA of Amoebophrya sp. A120, 5223 nucleotides long. Lineage: Eukaryota; Dinophyceae; Syndiniales; Amoebophryaceae. The record is from the annotation of a GenBank genome assembly.
GGACUUAACCCGGCCAGUCACAAUUUUCAGUUUGCAUCUUUACCCACAUAAAUUUUAUUUCAAGUUCCAAACGAUACACUUCUUGUUCUAGCGUACUUUUUCUCAUCAUCCUGCACCCUGAAGACAAUACGCCUACACUAUGGUACGCGGAGCUCCUGCGAAAGGUGCUGUGAGGGGCAAGGGCAGAGGGGCCGAACCGGUUUCCGAUUUGGUGGAAGACGAGCCGCCACUCGCGAUUCGCCCGGCCAUAAAACCGAAAGCUGGGGGGAAGAUGAGGGGGAAGAUGAGGGAGACGCCGCGGGACCGGGAAGACAAGAGGAAGUCGCAGCAAGUCGUGGUGGAAGAAGAGGACGAGGAAGAUGUAUGACGAUUACAACGACCACGCUCCACCGCGACGCCCGCACCGCCCUCCGCGUCCGUCCGUGCUGGACCAGAUUCUUGGCCUCUGCUGCAAACGCCCUUCGGGACGAGGGCGGAAGGGUCGUGGCAAGGGAAAGAAGGGGAAGGGGCGCGGGAAGGGGCGGGGGGCGGUGGCGGAUCCGGAAGAUGAUUUUUUUGUCGAAGAUGAUAUCACCAGUAUGGAGGAAGAACUCCCAGCACCGGCGAAGCAGAUUGUAUGCUCCCGGCAAAUAUUUAAUAUUAAAGGGGUGUCGGAAUCGUAUGCUCCUCGUUGUAUAGAAUUUUUGCAAGAUAUGUGUGUUACUUGUAUGACAUGAGACUUCUAUUUCUUGACGUUCGCUGUCGCUGCCUGAACUAGCAUGAGGACAAAAAAUUGCAGUUUUUUCUACCGAUGAAAAAUAUGCCUACUUCGCUUAAAUGCGAUUUGUACUUCACUUUUUCUGAAAAAGAAAAACUUUAUCCCACACUCCUUUUGCACGGUCGAUAAGGGCAAAAAGGCAAAGGGAAGAUGAUCAAAGGCAAGGACAAAGGCAAGGGGAAGAAAGGCAAGCCCUUUGUUGUUGAGGAAACCGACGAGGAGGCGCUGACCAACGAGGAGAGCGCAACGGACGCCGAGGAAGACUCGGCAGAGGAGAGCGAACGGGAUCCCACCCCUACCUACCAGUUUAUCAAAUGCAAAAAUGUCUGGGUCUGGAACAAAGCAACUUGUCAUGCUAAAGUUGAAUCAUGUAAAAAUCUGUGUUGCAUGAUUACGAAAAAAUAAUGCCCACUUUUGACCAAAGUGAGAGGGAGUUUGUCAUGCAGGACAGAUCGAUGAUAGAGAUGUCACAGAAUCUGUCAUGCUAGGUCCUGCAUUCCAACCCGCAUGCAUCAUCGAAAACCUGCAUGACAAACCUUGGAGUCUUCCAGACCCAGACAUACUUAUUUGCAUUUGAUACAGUUCACCAUGCGGCAAAUCGUUCUUGGCGCGGUACUAUCCUGUGCAAAAGCAUCGUACUCGUAGUAAUCGCAAGCAUGCAUUACAAGUCUCCAUCCCAAGGCAAAGCAGCAUGACGAAUUUCAUAUAUCAUGCUGAGCUAAUUUGUAUUGCAAUUGCUACUAGUACGAUACUUUUGCAGUUCAUAUGUACUGGCGGCUCUGAUCGGCGGCGCUUUCGCCGCCAUCAUCACUGCCGUGGCGAUGGACAGCUAUCAAAUGCAAAUAUGUCUCAGUCUGGAAACUUGUGAUGCUGAGUGGUGCAUGACUGAAAUACUUCCCCAUGCAGCUACGCAUGACAAGUUACCCGCACUACACUUUCUCAGGCGGAGUCUGCAUGAGAAACUGCACUUUUGUACUUAUGACAACAGAGGGUAUCUUUUUGCUAGUCGUGGUGCAACACAGAUUUUACAGGAGUGCAGGGCUAGCAUUACAAGUUCCAUGCUUCCAGACCCAGACAUAUUUGCACUGGAUAACAGCGGCGACGAAACAAGUUCUGCCUCAUCUUCCACGUCUUCGGGUACCGCGCCGACCCCCUCGCCGACCCCGGCAACAACCAGUCCGACGCCCUCGCCGACCCCGGCUACGACCAGUCCGACGCCCUCGCCGACCCCGGCUACGACCAACCCGACGCCCUCGCCGACCCCCGUCUCGCCGACACCCGCCUCACCGACCCCGGCGCCCGCGCCGACGCCGUCCGGCACUUGCCAGGCGACUUUCACGCAGCCUGCGCCGCCCGCGAAUCCUGACAGUACUACUUACAUACUGCUUUUUCAAGAACUUGUCAGCUGGUACUCUAUGAUUGAAUCAAAACUAUGCGCAAAAAUGUUGACAUCGUGUGAAGAGCCUGACUGUCAAUCUGAAACUGAUGGUAGAAAAUGAGAGCAUGAGCAAAUAAGGUAAGUACACAAAUCUGAUCUUCUCAGUGACGCCACCUGUGAUCGAUGCGGACCUCGAGUGUGACGCGAGCGAGUACGCGAACAUUGCCAAUGCGCCGGCCGAGUGCGCCGCGUACACGACCCGGCCGACGGGCGGCAACUUAUCCAGGAAAAAACACCUCCCAUCCCCAUCCAUUUUUUGCAUGACAAGUAGUGGAUUUUAUGCAUGUUUUGCAUGACAAAUUGGGUUGGGAUGGGUGUUUUUUCCUGGAUGCGACUCCGUGAACCCCUAUGAACUGAUCCCCCUGGCCUGCCACGCGCCCAACUGGGACAUUGUGAACAACGUGCAGCUAUGAACUGCAAAAGCAUCGUACUAGUAGUAAUCGCAUUACAAAUUUGCUCUCAUGCUGAGUUACCUUGAAAAAAAGAUUUGUCAUGCAUAAAUGCGAGGAUUACUACGAGUACGAUACUUUUGCACAGAAUAGCAGCCGGCCAUCGAGCUGGUGCAGAACUCCCCUGACUUUUUGUCCAAGUACGUGACGUAUGGAUUGCAAAAGUGUCUGGGUCUGGAAGAUUGCAACUUGUGAUGCUGCAUUUGGAUUCUACAAAAAUCUGUAUUGCAUGAACAGCAAAAGAGGCCCAGCUUUUGCGACGGCGAGAGGACAUUUCUCAUGCGGUAUAGGCAUCAGGAAGCCAUCUCCAUCACAAAAUCUGUGAUGCUGGGGCAUGCGUCACAGACAUCAGGAGUCAUGCGAAAUGUGCAUGACAAGCCUUGCAUCCUUCCAGACCCAGACAUUUUUACACUUGAUAUGACACAGCACACCAUGACCACGAAGGAGGCCAUCGUGGGGCAGCUGCAGCGCGCGCAGCAGACCGCGGCCGCGAAGUGGGUCAGCGACAUGGCCACCAUCAAGGGCGGCGACAUGCCGCAGGGGACCAUCUCGAAGUGCAGCACCCGAACCUUAAACGGCGUGCUGCAGGCGGCGCGGAAGAAGGGGUACAAAGCGCUGACCGUGAUCUGGUACAACCUUCCCAACCGGGACUGCAACGCCGACGCGAGUAACGGCGAGAUCUGCUGCGACGGCACGACCAACGGCUUCACGACGAAGUGCGCGCAGGAGGCGAUCGGCGGCAGCUCCUACGACGACGGGCAGUGCGAACAGGGGCUCCAGGUGUACGAAAACCAGUACGCGCUGCCUUUGUUUAACGUGUUGAAGUCCUACAACGACAUCCGCUUAACGCUUGUUCUCGAGGUCGACUCCCUCCCGAAUUUCAUCACCAACGAGGGCAAGAAGAAGUGCACGGCCGAGACCAAAAACGCCUACAUAACGGGAAUCGGACUCACGCUGGACCUGCUCGCCCAGCUGCCCCACGUGACCACCUACAUGGACGCCGGGCACGGGCACUGGCUGGGGUUCGUGGCGACCUCGUGGCCGAAGUACGUCGAGCAGGUCAAGACCUGGAUGACGCCGAGCGGGAAGUUAUGCUGAGUAAAAAUGUCCCCACCCCAUACUUGUCAUGCAGAUUUGCAGUUACAGGAAGAUUUGUAAUGCGCAUCCCCAAAGGGGUACGUCGUCUCUUCCGUGAGAACAAAAACGUAAGGCGUAAAAUGGGUCGGGUCCUGGAUCGUUCUGUAUGUUGGGCUGUCGCGCUCGGCUAGCUGGCCGGGCUGUGCUGAUCAGGUGUGGUGGGUAGCUCCCGACUGGUUGGUACUUUUCAGCGGGCGACUUGCCGUGGUAGCGCUCGGCUUUUGUAUGAUGAGGUCGCCGAAAGUGCUUCCUCGCCCACCCCCCGGGGAGGGGAUUCUUGACCUGUGGCGCUGGGAGCGGGUGUCCACUACAUGAUGAUGAUGCGCAUCCCCAUGAGGCAUGAGCAGAGGCAUUUCCCAUCGUGUUUUGGACUUUGUAAUGCUGUAAACAGGAUGACUAGAUGGAUUUGUGUUGCGGCUGUACAUGCUAAACUGCACUACACUACAGAGAGGAACUUGUCAUGCUUGACUCCCAAAACUUGUCGAUUUGUGUUGCGAGAUCCCCAUCUUGACUAUGGGGUGGGGACGUCGACGUUUUUACUCACGAUACAAGUCCUUCAUCAGCCAGAUGCGCGGGUUCGCGAUCAACACGAGCAACUAUGACAGUGCACAACUCCCCCUCCUCCUCAUUUGUCAUGCAGAAACCCAAAUCCACUUGCUACCUUGUGGCACCGCGUGCAUGACAAAUUCGUGAAAUCCAAACAUUAGUACACUCGGCGCAUGAACUUGUCAUGCACAGGUCCACUUGUACUGAUGUUUGCAAUGCUGUUGAUGCCAUACAAAUGAGGGGGAGGGGGAGUUGUGCACUUUCAUAGCAACUACCAACCGGUGGACACUUCCACCUACGGGCAGAUGCUGGCCGCGAACGUGUUGAAGGCGAAGGAGCCGUGGCGGUGCACCGACAACGCGUGGUUUUCGAAGAUGUUGUGGGACGAGUUCCAAAAACCGGUCAUUGUGGACGUCGGGCGCAGCGGGAACUCGUGCUACGGCGACCCGUUAUGAACGGCAAACAUGUCGGGGUCUGGAAGGAUGCAACCUGUGAUGCUACCUCUGGAUUCUACGUAAAAUCUGUCUUGCAUGAACAGCAAAAAAGGUCCAGCUUUUUGCAACGCGGACAGGGCAUUUCUUAUGCGGUAUGGGCAUCAGAAAGUCCUCGCAGAGUCUGUGAUGCUACGGCAUGCAUCACAGAAAUCAUGAGGCAUGCAAAAUCUGCAUGACAAACUCCUGCAUUCUUCCAGACCCUGACAUAUUUGCAUUUCAUACCCGUCGGGUACGGACGACUUCAAGGCGUUCGAGAACUGGUGCAACGCAGCGCGCGCGGCGCUGGGGCCGCCGCCGCGGGCGCUGCCGUAUCGCGAGGAAAAAUCCAUCCUCCCCAUAUCAUCAACAUGGAAGUUUGUGAUGCUGAUUUGUGGUCACAAAUCGCCUUUGUCUUGCCUAUAG